AUGAAGGCUAUGGCUCGGAGCUACGUUUGGUGCCCGGGGAUUGAUGCAGAGAUCGAGGCCUGGGUGAGAAGAUGCCAGACCUGCCAAGCAGUCCGCCCAAACCCACCAAGCGUGCCCUCACAGCCGUGGGAGUCAACGCACAAACCAUGGUCCCGGUUACACAUUGACUUUGCCGGGGCCCUUCUAUGGGCUGAUAUUCCUAGUAACAGUAGACUCGUACUCCAAAUGGUUGGAGAUCAGCCCAGUGUCCACCACCUCCGUGAAGGCCGUCAUUUGCUCACUCCGCCGGAUUUUCUCCACCCACGAGCUACCGGACACGAUAGUCUCCGACAAUGGAACUGCCUUCAUGUCAGCGGAGUUCCAGGACUUCCUCCAGCGGAACCUGAUGCGGCACGUUCAACAAUGCUACACGCACAAAAAGAUUUAAAUGAACUUCUCCUCUGUAAAGAACAAGAACUGAAAGAACUACAAAUUAAUCAGAUACAUUUUCUGAAAACAACACUGCAAGAAACCGAAAGACAACUUCAAGAAAUACAUAGGAAAUUCAACAGAUUAAAGGAAGAUUUCACUUAUAACCUUAAAAUCUUAGAAGAGAGAGAUAGAGAACUGGAACACUAUGAUACCUUGUUCACUCAGUUGAAAAUAGUUGAAAAUGCUAAGGAGGCAGAAGUUAGUGACCUUAGAAUUCAGAUGGAUAAGCUACAACAGGCACUUACUCAGGAGACCAAAAAGCAAGAAACUUUGCAAUACCAAUAUCAACAAAAGCUUAAAGAACACCAGUUAGAUUUGGAGCGACUUCUGAGCUCUAAAGGCUCUGAUAUCAGUCACCAUCGCAAGGAAUAUGAGAAUAUGAAACAACAACUAGAGAGAAAACUUCAGGAAGUAGAAGGUGAACUUGCUUUGCAACGACAGGAACUUCUAGUGGAAUUUGAUGCAGAAAUGAAAAAAAGAGAACAUGAAUUUCAUCAGAAAGCAGAUGAAAUGAGCAAUUUAGUUCUGUCUCAUGAGCUUAAGGUUAAGUUGUUGACCAAGGAAUUGGAAGCUUUGAAAGAUGCUGGGAUGAAAGCAGCAGAAUCAAUGAAAGUGGCAGAGGCAGCCAAUUUGGAGCUGGAAAAAGAAGUCAGAUGCAAGGAGUGGGAAUUAAAGGAUCUUGCAGCUGUAAAAGAUGCUCAGAUACAAGAUUUAGAAAGGAGACUUGAUUCAGUGCAGUUGAGCUGGAAAAAAGAGAGAGAACUAUCUGAAAGAAAACAUGCAGCAAUUGAUCGUUUGGCCAGGGAAAAGGAUACAAAACUCAGUUCCAUGAAAGAGGCCCAUGUUGAACAAAUGCAUAAAUGGGAGAAUCAAAUCCGAGAACUACAGAUAAACGGGGAAACUUUGGAAAUAGAACUACAUCAGGCUGAACAGAGGUAUACAAAUUCCCUGAGAGAGAAAGAGGCUGCUGUUGAAAAACUUGAACAACAGCUAAAGGCACUGCAAUCAAGCUGGGAUUCUCAAGUAGCUCAGAUCUUCAGGGAGACCAUUUCAAAAGACCUUCGGAUUCAAAUACUGCAAGAAGAAGAGAUGAAAUUGAGAGCACAAGUGACUAGCUUACUGCAAGGUACUGAAAGGUAUAAACAGCAGCUUUUACUAGCAUCAGAGAGAGAAGAGGCUCUGGAAAGAGCUAAAGUGCAAAUAGAGUUGGACUGGCGGAGACAUUCUGAGAAUGCUGAAAGAGAUCAAUGUCAAAAAUCAGAGGCUCUGAUACAAAGCCUGUUGACAGUUAGGGACCAGGUUACUGCCGAGCUGCAAAAGAAGGAACAGAAGUUGCAUGAAGUGGAAAUGGUUCUGUCUUCUGAUAAAGUUGGAGUAAUGGAAGCAAGUUUUCUUUCUCCUGAGAUUCAAAGGUUGCAGGAACAGAACAAUAACUUGCGGGCAGUGAUUGCAGAAAUGAGGAGAGAAAUGGAGACCCUUAAUAAUGAAGAAUUUUCUUCAGACCACAUCAAAAUUAAAACACAGGAUAAAAAUAGGACUGCUGAUACUGCUGAAGUUUCAUUCACUCCUGAUUAUGUUCUGUCUUUGGAGGAAGAAAUCAGAAAACUGAAGAAUAAAUGCUGGGCAUUGAACAAGCAACUUGAAAAUACAUCGGAAAUUCCUAGUAAAUUCUUUGCAACUUCUUUGAAUGCAUCCCAUUGUAAUAAAAAUACUCAAAUUUCCUGUAAAGACCACAUUUCCAAAAGAAACAGUGAUGAAAUUACUGGAGCUUCUUUGAAAAAGCAUGAAGCCAAAGCUCCACAUGUGGAUUUAACAGGAACACAAGUGUUAUAUUUUGGACCGGUCGCUCCUUUAGCUUCCUCGUCCUUCACCUCUCCCUCCGAGCUGCUGUCUUCCUCGCUAGUUCCCGACAUCCACUUGAAUGCAAUGACCAGGAAACUUCAGGAUGACUCUGUACAUCUCAAGCAACGGUUCUUUGGCAAGGGGGCAAGUGAUGAGCCCCACCAAUAUACAGGAAACUAUGCACAAGCGAUGCAAGGGAAACUGAAGGAAGCAGCGAGAAAAAUCUCCAAUCUGAGCAAAGAAAAGCAACAGCUACUAGAGAUGGUAAACAGACUGAGAGCUGAACUUGGAGCAGUAUCAAAGGAAGGAUCUCAAGAUUCCAAGAGCUCAAAGCAGACUCAAGGCCAUAUUUUCCUUGGUGCCCUCCAUCCAAAGGAACUAUCCAGGGAGACUAAGCAUCGCCUUUUAGCUUUAGAAGAUCUGCAGUACCAGCUUUCAACACAGAUUCAGGUUCAGUCAGAAUCAUUUGUUAGAAAUGAUACCGUGGGACUUCAAAAGAAUGACAUCUUAGUACCCCUUCAGGAUCAACAGCUUAAAAAAGAAAGUCCCAGCCAAUCCCAGCAAGACCACUUGUCAUCACCUGGUACACAUAGUUCCCUACAGGAUGUUUGGCAGAUUCUUGAGAUGGGAUCAAAUCCUUCCAUUCUCAGCCCACAGAGCAACAAUGACAAAGGGGAAUACCAAGGUCUCCAUGGAGCUGAAAAACCUGAAGACCCUGAAGGAAAGGCCAGCAUGUAUUUAGAGAGAACACCAGCUGCCACCUUGACUGUCACUGGAAAUAAGUUUAAUGUCCAGCCAAAACUAAAACCAAACAAGUCAUCAUAUAACCAACCACGAAAGCUUCAUACCUCUCAGCAGACAACCAGAAUUCGAAAUUACAAUAUCGCGACGUUCUCGUUCUCCUCAACGGAGGUCCAGACCAUCUCCAAGCCUCCAGAAGACUGUCUGUGUUCUCCUUCUCCGCUUCAUCCUAGGCCUACGUUACCAUCACAGACUGGUCCAGUGGUCCCCACUCCUACCCGAGUGACAGAGGUUCCAUCUGUGUCGACACCGAUGUCACCUUCCGGAUCUUUGGACUCCGAUUCAGACACCGACGGUUCGGAGCAGCCUGGAUCGCCCGAAGACCCUUCAAUUCCAAACCCAGCAGUAUCGGACAACCUCCCUAUAUCCCUGUCUGAAGAUAUUUCUUCUUAUGGAGAGUUAAUCAAACGCAUGGUGAAUCUGCUAGGACUUUUGAUUGUCCAACCCCAGCCGUCGGUGUCGGACGCCAUCUUCGAUGUCGUACAACUAGACACCUCCACACCGAUUGCUCUCCCGAUGUCGUCCGUGUUACUCCAGGCAGCUAAGGCUCCAUGGGACAAACCGUGUUCUGCUCCAGUGUCCUCUCAGUGCUUGGAUCAUAUGUACCGGAUUCAGGAGAUGGAGGCUGAAUUUCUCCAGCUCCAUCCUAAACCCAACUCUAUGGUCAUGUCAUCCUCCUCAAAGAGCAAACGUAGCUUGGCUACACCUUCGGAAAAGGAGAUUUUCAAUGUCCAUUUAAUAAACCACCACAAGACGAAGGCUAUAAACCAUGGCAGUCUCCAUCUGGAAGCAGACAACACUAUCAGUCCAGACAAAGGUACAGUAUUGGACAACAACAGACCAGACCAAAACAACCUAAAUCAAACAAACAGGGCCUUUGACUUGGUCCUGCCUACCCUUACGGACCCUACCCGUCUCUACCCUUAUUUACAUGCCUGGACUGCCAUUACUUCGGACCAAUGGGUCCGUUCCAUCUUGACCACUGGCUAUUCCAUCAAGUUUAUAGAGCCUCCACCCCUUUCUGGGGUAGUCACCACACCCCUGUCGUCAUUCCUACUCAAAGAAGUAACCACACUUUUAUCGAAGGGUGCUAUAGAACCCGUGCCUCUAAAUCACCAGGGCCUCGGGUUUUAUUCCAGAUACUUCAUGGUACCCAAAAGGGACAGCGGACAGAGGCUGAUCUUAGACCUCCGUGGCCUCAACGCCUAUAUACAAUGCCAGAAAUUCAAGAUGACAUCCCUGCAGGUCAUUCUACCUCUCCUGUCCCAAGGCUGUUGGAUGGCCACUCUUGACCUCGAAGAUGCCUACUUCCAUGUAACCAUCCACCCCUCCCAUCGAAAGUAUCUUCGAUUUGUGAUAGGGGGCAGCCACUACCAAUACAGGAGUCUACCGUUUGGCCUCAGCACAGCACCGCGGGUCUUCACCAAACCGAUGGUGGUCGUUGUGGCACAUCUCCGCCUCUGUGGCCUGACGGUGUUCCCGUAA
Gekko japonicus is the source of this 4599-nucleotide messenger RNA. It is a transcript of the gene CCDC57, whose product is annotated as coiled-coil domain containing 57. The coding region runs from base 1 to 4599 and encodes 1532 amino acids. The transcript has 20 exons. Lineage: Eukaryota; Metazoa; Chordata; Lepidosauria; Squamata; Gekkonidae. The record is from RefSeq and is a predicted model, not a curated record.